CCUCGCCUCUGGCAGCUGCGGGGCCGGGCUGGGCCCGCUCCCCCCGGGCGCCCCGUCGAGGCUUUCCCCCGUGUGGCGGGCAGAGCCGUUCCCCUCGGCGCAGCGCUGAGGAGAGCCGGCUGAGGCGGCCGGUGCGGGGAAGGAGCGUGGCUGCGGUGACUGUCUUGCCUCUGUUAAUUAGUUGUCGGGUUUUCUACACACCAGCUAUUUAAAAACAGCUUGGAUAUAUGCUCCCAUAGUUCCCUCCGUGUGUUUUCCCAGGCGUGUGGGGAAAAGGUGAAGGAGUCAAACUGAAGAAUAAUGAAUUAAAGUGACAGACGUCAUGACAACCAUAAGACAGAGAAGGGUUGGAAAAGGCACAGAAGUGCCUGAAGAUCAGCCUCCAGAGGAGAAGAAUGUGAAGCCUGAUGGGAAAAUUGUGUCUGAUCAUACAGGUGGAAAGCUGUGGAACAUACUCUCAAUAACUGUUGGUGGAAUUCUUGCCAUCUCUCUUGGACUUCUUACUUCUGUUUAUGUUGCUACACUGCAUGAAAAUGACCUGUGGUUUUCCAAUAUUAAGGAAGUCGAAAGAGAAAUUUCAUUCAGAACAGAAUGUGGACUUUAUUAUUCCUACUACAAACAGAUGAUUCAGGCUGCUUCCAUCCAGCAAGGUUUACAUGGUUUAGUAUAUGACAAUAAAACUGAAUCUGUGAGGACAAUUAACAUACUUGAAAGAAUGAAUGUUUACCAGGAGGUGUUUCUCAGCAUUCUGUAUAGGAUUCUUCCAAUUCAGCAAUACCUAGAGCCCGUUUAUUUUUAUAUCUACACUUUGUUUGGACUUCAGGCAGUUUAUGUCAUUGCUCUGUAUGUAACAAGCUGGCUUCUUAGUGGAACAUGGCUUUCAGGGUUGUUGGCAGCUUGCUGGUACAUUACAAACAGAGUAGAUACUACAAGAGUGGAAUUCACCAUUCCUUUAAGAGAGAACUGGGCACUACCAUUCUUUGCUGUCCAAAUAGCAGCCAUCACAUACCUGUUCAGAACUCAUCUACAGCCUGUUCAAGAAAGAUUGACGCUUAUGGCUGUAUUCAUAGCAACAUUUCUCUUUAGCCUGACUUGGCAAUUUAAUCAGUUUAUGAUGCUGAUACAAGCAUUAGCAUUAUUCAUACUGGACUGCUUUGACAUGCUUCCCACAGCAAAGGUUACAUGGCUCUAUAUCAUUCAGAUUUCUGGAUUACUGCUAGUCUGUGUCCUACAGUUCUUUAAUUCCAUGAUUCUUGGAUCAUUGCUUAUAAGUUUUAAUGCUUCUGUCUUGAUAGCAAGAACAAUCCAGAAAAACCUAAAAAAGGGCGGCUUGCUUAACAGGCUUGGGAAACUUAUCAUCCACGUACUAUUUGUCUUGUGCCUGACUCUCAUAAUAAAUAAAUUCAUCAAGAAAAUUCUUAACCUUGAGUCAGAUGAACAUAUAUUCAAAUUCCUGAAGGCAAAAUUUGGAUUUGGGGCAACAAGAGAUUUUGAUGCUAACCUGUAUCUUUGCGAAGAAGCUUUUGGUUUACUACCAUUAAAUACUUUUUCAAGACUCUCGGAUACGUUACUUUUUUACAUCUACAUAUUUGUUCUCUUCCUUAUGACAGUUGCAGCUAUAAUUGUUGCCUUUCGGAACCUCAGUGGUUCAAAUCGAGUCCAGUUCAUGGAAAAAAUGGAAGAAUGCACAAUAAUACUGAAGCCUGAUGCUGCUUACAACUUAAUUCACACAGUUCUUUUUGGAUGUCUGGCAUUAAGCACAAUGAGAAUGAAGUAUCUCUGGAUAUCUCACAUGUGUGUAUUUGCAUCUUUUGGCCUGUGCAGUACGGAAGUAUGGAAACUUAUCCUGAAGUGUAUUCAUCUCUACACAUCGCAAAGGACACAUGUGAUCAAGUAUUCUAUACCAAUAAUUACAUUACUAUUCAUUUCAUAUAAGUUCUGGCCAGGAAUAAUGGAUGAACUGUCAGAGCUGAGAGAAUUCUAUGACCCAGACACUGUGGAGCUGAUGAACUGGAUUAAGUCAAACACUCCAAACACAGCAGUGUUUGCUGGGAGCAUGCAGCUAUUAGCCGGAGUCAAACUGUGCACUGGACGGACCUUAACUAAUCAUCCCCAUUAUGAGGAUAAGAAUCUGAGAGAGAGAACAAAACAGGUUUAUCAGAUGUAUGCCAAGAGGUCUCCUGAGGAUGUGUACAGAAUACUGCGAUCCUUUGGCACAGACUAUGUGAUCCUAGAGGACAGCAUUUGUUACGAAAGAAGACACAGUAGAGGGUGUCGGUUACGUGACUUACUUGAUAUAGCUAAUGGCCAUAUCAUGGAUGGUUUGGGAGAGAACGAACCCGAUUUGAAACCUUCGUUGUAUCCUCGCUUCUGUGAGGAAAUUAAAAAAAACCUGCCUUCUUAUACCAUACACUUCACUAGAGUGUUUCAAAACAAAACAUUCCACGUUUACAAACUUGCUAAGCAUAAAUAACAUUGCCAACCGUGGCUUCAAGUUCACUAUUUUAAUGCUAGGACCCACAUUAGAAAAUGCAGAAGUUUACAAACAUGUUACAUUUGUAAGACAUUUUGCAUUGAUGGUUUCUUGUUUAAUUACUGUGAUUUUUUUUUAGACAGUUUAGUUUUGAUAACGUUCUUGAUGUUGCCAAAAUUUUCAUAGAUUCAUAAAUAAAUGCUAGCAGGGACCAUUUUGAUAAUAAAGUCUGACCUUCUGAAAACAGGAAAACAAUUAUAUCCUGAGUAUUAACUGAUGGGAAGACACACAAAAUGAGCAGCCUGCACAACCACUGCAGAAGAGCUAGCCUAUAAAGUUCUGCUCAGCAGUUUGGGUUUUUACUAUAAAAUGAUACAAAUUCAAUGGAAGCAGGCCAUGCUGCUCCUAUACUGAGUAUGCAUUAUCUCUGUGAAUCCUGAAAAGAGUCACAAAAAUUGUUUUGUCUUACAGCCUGAUCCUCUCAGACAGAUCCUUGUGCUCUUUCAGUGCCUCCUUUUUGAAUUCUUUGGGAACGUAUGUGGAUAUGAGUUUCCAAGCUCGUGAGUGUGAGUGCAGAAUCAGUGAGUGCAGAAUCAGGAAACGCGUUUAAAGAGUGAAACUUUAAUCAUUGUCCAGCACUUUUAGUGAUGCAGAAACGUACUUUUUAUAACAUUAAGCAUUUAAUGAUGGAGUGUUAUGUAUUUCUAAUGAGAAUAAAAGUUGGAGCAUGCUUGAUACAUGUUGCAUGUUUGUAGCCUCAUAAAGUGCUCAGAACAAACAAAAAAACAAUUUUCUCAGCUUGGAUUCUGACAACACUGUUUUCUGUAUUUGCUUUCUACACCUGCAGGGGACCCUUUUUCUCCCCGUGUGAAUUCCAGUAGGAUACCAAAAUUGAACACUGCCAACCCUUACAACAGAAAAAUUAAUCUCUAAAUUCGGCAGGAAACUUAGGUAUUUAAAAUGCAUUCAGGUAUUAGAGCUUUGCUUUACAUUAGUUUAGACACUAAGCUAUAUAUUUUAGCACAAAAUCAUUGUGUCCUUGUUCUUUAUCCUAAAAAAAAAAAAAAAAAAAAAAAGACUACAGUUGUUUUAAGUUGGCUUGGAAGUUCAAGCGAAGACGGGUCUCAACCCUGAGAAUUUUGUGAUUUGUUUGUACCCUCUGUCUUUUUACCGGCUAGAACUUCAUGAAUUGUAUUGACUUUCUAAAUGCUAUGUAAAUGACACGUGACUUUUGCUGGGUUUUAGCACUGCUUUGGUUUUAUAUUGAAAUUAAGAGAUUAAAUCUGAUUGAAAGUCUAACAGCACUCUCCAACUGUAAUUAGACAUCCACUGGGAUCAUUUCUUACGAAGAACAGAACUGUAAUAAUCAAGUGCCUCUAGGCCAAUGUUGAAUUAACAUUUGAACACCUAUAAGAGUGUCUGUGGCCUGUGCAAAUAACUCAGUUCUAAUAAUUACCACUGCAAUUAAUUUCUAAUGAUGGGAAGCUUAAAGCGCUACUGAUGGCAAACUCCACAUUUAAUUUAAUCAAGAUGUGUAAUGAGAUUAGCUUUCACAACUGAGCUGUGUUCCAAUUCCAAGUGAUUUAAGGGUUUUUCUUUUUCAGUUGUACUAAGGUAAAUUACUGAAAAGAUGGUGAUGGUUAUGUCACAUGCUCAAACAAUUUUAUAUUCAGUAAAUACUCAUUAAACAAUGUUCAACAUCUUUCUGCACUUUCACGCUAUCAGGAAAGGAAAGUGUGCUUUAAUCAGAGUGUAUUUAAAUCAAACGGUGACAGUAGCUAGGUUGUUAAACUGAGCAGCUGAAACUCCUGAGUAAUUUCUAGCCUGUGUCCCUUAAUGAGGUUGGAGACCACUGCAGUUUAACAUAAUACAGUAAUAAAACAUUUUAAUCAGUAUUAAAACGUUAAUUAGGCCUGUAAUGAUGCAUGCCUGUUCUUGCUGAAAGCAUGGGUCAGUGAAUUCCUCGAUGAGUGCCUUACAGCAAUUGAAAACAAGCACACGUGAGGUAAAGUAUGUCUAGGCUGUAUUGUCUUAUUUUAAGAUGUGGUUGUAUCUUUCUUUAAAGGUGCAGUAACUUUCCUCAGAUUGAAAUGAGAUCCCAGGCUCCAGCGGUACCCUUGCAUUUUCAGAAUUUACUUGUAGGUGGCAGCAGCUGAGACUUAAGAAGUCCGGACUGUAAUGGUAAUUAUUUUUAAAUAGACUUUUUUCAAAAAUACAAUCUCUGAUGGAUAUUGCCAAGGAGAAAUUUAACCUUUUUGUAGAAACUGUUAAGUGCACAUUUUUUUGUUUUGUUUUUAAACAAAAUGGACUCCCAGCUACCCUGGGUCUUAGGGAAGGUGAAAGCCAGUGGUGGUCAUGAUCCAGAGCCACCACUGUAACAGAGUUUCUCCUUCCAACAUAAACACCCCUCAGAGUAGCACACCAGAAAUUUCAAGUAUCAGAUACAGAGUGGUUUUGAGGUGGUUUUAACUGUUGCAGUUCAGUCUUUAAAGCCUAGGUAGCUUGUGGCACUUCUAAACCGUUCCAACAGUUCCUGCAUCAGAAAGGUUUCAUACUUGAGCGAAGGGCGUAUUUCAGUGACUGCAUAGUGCAGCAUUCAGAAGACCAGUCUCUGUAAAACAGUGAAAUAGAAAACGCCAAGGAACAAAACCACUUACCAGCUCAAAGGAGGGCAACACAACCCCGGGAGAGAGGGAGCAGCUGCCUCCCUGUCCCUGAUUUAAAGGCUUGCCCGCCGGGGCGAGGAUGCUGGGGAGGGCUGGAGCAGCUGGAGGUGCUGCCUGAGGUAGGGGGCUGUGGGGCUGGUGGUGGCAAGGGCUGCGGUUCUCUUCCUGGAGGUGGGUGUCAGAGCCUGAGGUUUCUCAGAGGUAGGUGGCAGUUUACUUGCCUAAUACCCAUUUUCUCAACUUCCCACGUCUCGUUGUGGUCUGUAUUCACUGCAUUUAAAAUGUGCAAUUUUUUUGAAAUGACCUACGUCACCCUGAUGCACCUUAUUCCCAAGGGGUUGCUGUGGCAGCGCCGGCCCGUUGGCCCUGUACUAACUGUGACCUGCCCCCAGAACAACCCUCCUGGCAAUGCCUGUACCGAAGUCUUACAAGUGCCAAUGGGAACGGCACCGUUGUGGCUUCUUGUGCGCGUUACCUGUUGUCCGCAAGGACUUCUGAGCUGCACGUUGUUAGUGGAACUGUGGUAUGAAUUGGGGUUUCUUAGAUGACGGAGACAAAACGUUAUCAAGUAGCCAGAGUGUUUUUAGGGGAGAAAAGCCUUUGAGAUCCAUAAGUAUAUUUUCAUUUCUUGUUUCAGUGUUCUGCCAGUGAAAUCUAACAGUUAUUUUAUAAGACGUUGUAAAGAGAUGUAAUGACUUAUUGUAUACUAAAUAAAAUGUGGAAUUUGAAGAUCA
This is a messenger RNA of Falco peregrinus (peregrine falcon), 5873 nucleotides long. RefSeq names its product dpy-19 like C-mannosyltransferase 3 (gene DPY19L3). The record is from RefSeq and is a predicted model, not a curated record. NCBI's taxonomy places the organism in Eukaryota, Metazoa, Chordata, Aves, Falconiformes, Falconidae. The transcript has 19 exons. Bases 323 to 2473 code for a protein of 716 amino acids. Gene Ontology annotation, cellular component: nuclear inner membrane. Gene Ontology annotation, molecular function: mannosyltransferase activity.